AUGCAGUUCAAGAUCCUCGUCGUCGUCGCCGCAGCCGCCACCGGCGCCCUGGCCAUCGGAGACCUCUCUGGCUCCUUCCCCCAGAACCUACGACGCGGGGCCGACGCCCUCGAGGCCCGCGACGAGGCGUCCUGCAUCGCCGCCGUCUCCGAGCACGCCAGCUUCACCACCGACUUCCCCCCCAUCCCCGAUGCCCUCGCCACCGGCACUGGCGCCAACAUCCCCCAGAUCACCGACCCGUGCAAGUUCCCCUCCGUCACUGGCUCCGUCGGCGAGGUCCUCACCUCCUAUUCCUCGGCUCUGCAGUCCUGGGAAGACGCCCACAUCACCGAGAUCCGCGCCCUCUGGGGCGCCUGCAGUGACGUCCCCGAAAUCUCCGCCCUCAUCGCUCAGUUCGGCGCCUCCAUUUGCUCCACAGCGCUCAGUCCCAUCACCAGCCAGGCCGCCGACGCGGCUACCGCCACAGCUACGGCCACCACCGCCGGCGCCGGUGAGACCUCGGCCGUGUCCUCGACAGCGGUCCCUGCUGCCGCCGCGCCUCGCGAGACCGGCAUGCUCAUUGCUGCUGCCGCUGCUGCCGCCGGCUUCUUCAUGCCCUGCUUCCUCAUGAGUUCCGCCACACGAAUACCCAUCGUCUACACUUAA
Colletotrichum navitas is the source of this 645-nucleotide messenger RNA. RefSeq lists its product as uncharacterized. The transcript has 2 exons. The record is from RefSeq and is a predicted model, not a curated record. Lineage: Eukaryota; Fungi; Ascomycota; Sordariomycetes; Glomerellales; Glomerellaceae. The coding region runs from base 1 to 645 and encodes 214 amino acids.